Messenger RNA from Stereum hirsutum FP-91666 SS1, 1614 nucleotides. RefSeq names its product DEAD-domain-containing protein. Gene Ontology annotation, biological process: maturation of LSU-rRNA from tricistronic rRNA transcript (SSU-rRNA, 5.8S rRNA, LSU-rRNA). Lineage: Eukaryota; Fungi; Basidiomycota; Agaricomycetes; Russulales; Stereaceae. Gene Ontology annotation, molecular function: ATP binding; RNA helicase activity; nucleic acid binding. The record is from RefSeq and is a predicted model, not a curated record. The transcript is spliced from 7 exons. Gene Ontology annotation, cellular component: nucleolus. Bases 1 to 1614 code for a protein of 537 amino acids.
AUGGCCGACGAACAGACCAUCGUGCCGGCCCCAGUGCCUCAAGCAAGUGAACCAGGCAGAGAACCAUUCUCUACGCUCGAGCUCUCAGAACCAACUCAAAAAGCCCUCGCUGAGAUGGGAUUCACAACUAUGACUCCGGUUCAGGCCAAGUCAAUACCUCCAUUACUCGCUGGAAAGGAUGUACUUGGUGCGGCACGGACGGGCUCCGGCAAAACUUUGGCAUUUUUGAUCCCUGCGGUUGAGCUUUUGCACCGACUAAAGUUCAAGCCAAGAAAUGGAACGGGUAUUAUCAUUGUUUCUCCUACACGAGAGUUGGCGCUACAGAUCUUCGGUGUGGCGAAGGAACUUAUGGCCCACCAUUCCCAAACGUUCGGUAUUGUUAUUGGAGGUGCGAAUAGGAGAGCUGAGGCGGAUAAGCUGGUAAAGGGUGUGAAUCUGAUUGUCGCCACACCCGGUCGGUUGUUGGAUCAUCUUCAGGAUACGAAAGGCUUCGUGUUCCGGAAUCUUAAAGCGCUGGUCAUCGAUGAGGCGGACCGGAUAUUGGAGGUUGGUUUCGAGGAAGAAAUGAAAAGGAUCAUCUCUAUUCUUCCAAAUGAGAACCGACAAUCCAUGCUCUUCUCUGCCACCCAGACAACAAAAGUUCAAGACCUCGCACGUAUAUCACUGCGCCCCGGUCCCCUCUACAUCGACGUCCACGGAUCCGAAGAGACGAGCACCGUCGCAACACUUUCACAAGGAUAUGUCGUCUGCCCCUCCGAUCGUCGCUUCCUCCUCCUGUUCACCUUCCUCAAGAAAAACCUCAAAAAGAAGAUCGUCGUCUUCUUCUCGAGUUGUAAUUCUGUAAAAUAUCACGCCGAGCUCCUGAACUACAUCGACGUACCCGUCUUGGAUCUCCACGGCAAACAAAAACAACAGAAACGCACAAACACCUUCUUCGAGUUCUGUAACGCAGAGACUGGCAUCCUCCUCUGUACAGACGUCGCUGCGCGUGGUCUCGAUAUUCCCCGCGUAGACUGGAUCGUCCAAUUCGACCCUCCAGAUGACCCGAGAGAUUACAUCCAUCGGGUCGGACGGACGGCUAGGGCCGGGAAGGUCGGGAAGAGUCUGUUGUUCCUGCUGGAGAGCGAGCUUGGGUUCUUGAGGUUCUUGAAGGAGGCGAAGGUGCCUUUGAACGAGUUUACAUUCCCGCAGAAUAAGAUCGCGAAUGUUCAGUCGCAGCUUGAAAAGCUGCUCCAGAAAAAUUACUUCCUUCAUCAGUCGGCCAAGGAUGGAUACCGGUCAUACCUCCAGUCAUAUGCGUCCUACUCCUUGAAGAAGAUCUUCGAUGUCAACUCGCUCGACCUUACAAAAGUUGGCAAGGCAUUCGGUUUCUCCGUUCCACCACGCGUGAACGUGAACAUCGGUGGUGGCAAAGGUGGCACAGGACGGAGUGGCGUGAAGCGGAGAAGAGAGGACGAUGGGGAGGUGGAUGGUGAGGACGAGGGAGCACAGAACAGGUCGAGGCGGAAGGGCAAGGAUAGGAGGAUCGAGACAUUGGGGAAGAAGAAGGUGGACAAGGAGGUUUAUAAGAAAACUAUCAGUAGGAGUGGACCGCAGGGACAGUGGAGUAGAUGA